Molecule: messenger RNA, 714 nt
Organism: Bubalus bubalis (water buffalo)
Lineage: Eukaryota; Metazoa; Chordata; Mammalia; Artiodactyla; Bovidae
Gene: VAMP5
Product: vesicle associated membrane protein 5
Exons: 3
Coding region: 127-477 (116 amino acids)
Biological process (GO): Golgi to plasma membrane protein transport
Cellular component (GO): plasma membrane
Source: RefSeq, a predicted model, not a curated record
CCGCUCAGAGGAGGCGCGCCCCCCGCCCUCUCCGGGCAGGCCCCGCCCCGCCCUCCGCUUCCUCCCGGGCCCCUGGCACUGCGGCCACUUGGGCAGAAGAGCCGGAGCGGCGAGGCGGCUGCGGCGAUGGCAGGGAAAGAGUUGGAGCGAUGCCAGCGGCAGGCGGAUGAGGUGACAGAAAUCAUGCUCAACAACUUCGACAAGGUCCUGGAGCGUGACGGGAAGCUUGCGGAGCUGGAGCAGCGUUCAGACCAACUCCUGGACAUGAGCUCAGCCUUCAGCAAGACAACCAAGACUCUGGCCCAGAAGAAGCGCUGGGAGAAUGCCCGGUGCCGGAUCUACAUGGGGCUGGCAGUGGGCAUUGCCCUGCUCAUCCUCCUGAUUGUGUUGCUGGUCAUCUUUCUCCCACAAAGCAGCAAGGGCAGCAGCGCCCCACAGGCCCAGGAUGCAGGCCCUGCCUCGGGGCCUGGGGAAUGACCCAGCAGGGCCUGGAAAAGAGGCUGAAGAGCCACACUGGCCAGUUCUGGUCUUCAGAGAACCCUGGAGUUCGCUCCCCUCUGAGCCACCCCAGUGAACGUGGAGGGCAGCCUCAAUGUGUGCACCUUGGUUACUUCCUGUCAUACCACAGACUGGCCCUUGAGGGCAACCUGCUGCGCUGGCUAUGCCAAGCCAGCCCCACCUGGAGCUUAGUAAAAACCACUGUUUGGGUAAAAA